UUUCGCAACCCUCUGCAUGAUCCAAGAGUGUACGAAGGAGCACCUUUAGGUAUCCACGUAACUACUGUCGUCGCAUAUGAUCCCGGGAGAAAACCCGUUAUGUAUAAUUUGCUGGAUGUGAGGGACCACACCUACUUCAGCAUGGACGCAUCAUCGGGUAACAUUUCAACAGCAAAGACCAUUGAUAAGAAAGUUGGAGACACUUAUGAGAUCAUAGCAGUAGCCAUUAGUCAAGGAGAGACUAAACUUCGUCAGCUGCAGAUCACUGUCACCGAAUUCAAUGUUCAUCCUCCUGUAUUCGAACACGAUGUCUACAGAGGAGAGCUGCAUGUGAGGGCCAAAGUAGGGUCAACCGUUCUUCGCGUUCGAGCUUUGGACAAGGACCCAAUCCCGUACAAUUCAGAAGUUUACUACAAAUUAGAUGAUCCUGAGGAUCCUAGAGGACGAUUCAGUAUUGAUGCAAAGACUGGAGUAGUGACACUGGCUCGAUCCUUAGAGACGGGCACUUCAGAACCUGUGGUGGAGUUAGGGGUUACGGCCCUUGAUGGUGGCUCGCCAAAACGCAGUGAUUAUGCGAGAAUAGAAGUAUUGAUCAAAACUAUUUCAGAACCUCGUGAUGUCCGUUCUGCCAAUGCUACGGGAUCCACUGUUCAAGUAUGCUGGACACGACCUGAGUAUGGACAAGUUCUCGGGUACAUCAUAAAAUAUCGGGAGGUCGAAAAUCCUCACGGAGCGCCUUCUUUCUUAAACAUCACUUCCGAUGCCACUUCCAAAUGUUCAACUCUUGUGGAACUCAAGCCAUGGACUGAUUAUGAAUUCCGAAUUUACGGGUGGAACCGUUUCGAAACCGGCCAAGGAAGCACUGUAGGCCGUUUUGGGACUAGACCUGACUAUUGCCAAAUGAAUAUAUGUCAACAUGGAGAAUGCCACGUACUUAACGAAGAACCAGGUUACCACUGCGACUGCGUGACGGGUUACUUCGGAGAAGUGUGCGACAAGUUUGAUCCCUGCUCCUUGAGUCCUUGCGAAAACUUUGGCAUUUGUCGAAACAUCUCCAGCAACAAGUAUCGCUGCGAUUGUCUGUCCGGCUUCUCGGGAAUGAAUUGCAGCGAUUUCAACCCCUGCGCCCUUCGCCCUUCCCCUUGCCAACAUGGUGGUCGUUGCGAGAGCACGGCCAGCCAUAAAUAUCAAUGUUAUUGCACGAAGGGAUAUUACGGCAAGACGUGCCAGUUUUUCGACCCUUGUUCCUUAGACCCUUGCCAGAAUGGGGGGAAGUGCCAGAACGCUUCUCAGGUGGAUUACGUGUGUAAGUGCGUCCCUGGAUUCACCGGAAAACAAUGUGAAAUUGAUAUCGAUGAGUGUGCCUCUUCCCCAUGCAAACACGGUGCUACUUGUCGUGAUGGAAUCAAUGCAUUUCACUGUCGCUGUUCGCCUGGUUAUAGAGGAAAACGUUGUCAUUUAGUUGAACACUGCCCUCCUCAAACGAUCCACACCAACAAAGGAGUGUUCCGCUGGAACUCCACUUCCCACGGGAGGGCCCAUCUGAUCGAGUGCCCAUUUGGCUCCAUAUUCCCGGAUCGAGAAUCGGCAACGGGGUUUGCCAAGAGGCGCUGCUAUCUGCUGUCCAACGGUUCGGUCGCUUGGGGACGUCCGGACCUGUCCAGUUGCAGGGAAGAGGGUUUUAAGAACGCUGAAGAUCUGACUGGAGAGUUGUGGAUGUUGACAGAAGAUCCUAAGCAUUUAAAUGUGGAACGCUUACAAGAAGCCACAAAGCAAAUUGAAGGAGUUAUUGAAUAUGCGAUUUACGAUAAAAAGAUUGCCCAUAAUAUGCUGUCCAUUGUGAGCAACAUGUUAGCAAUAAAUGAGUCGCUUCUGAGGAUAGGAGACAUGAAUGGUACUACUGCCAAUCGAGUAACGGAUCUAGUGGAUAAAUUUGCUUCAGAAGUGAAAUUGGAAAGAGGCGAAAGCCUUACCUUAGAGACAGAAAAUCUCGUCGUAAAAGCAGUUUCAUGGGACCCAGAAACCAGCGACCUUGUAGACGACGACUUAACAUUUUCCGUCCACUACCAGGCACGUCAGAGGCGAGAAUACUCGGGAAAAGGACGUUACAGACCUCUUCCCCCGUCCCAGACCUUCUGGGAUGAAAUGCAGGACCAAAGCACGACGUCGUUCUAUAACGAUGCGGAGUUAACUAUUCCUAUCGAAGCACUGCUGAUGGCACAGAAUCAAACGGUACAAGAACUGAGAAUUAAAUUUGUCGCUUACAAAAAUGACAAGUUUUUUAGAGAAAAGCCUACCGCCAGAUGGCGUCAGUGCGAAGGAGGCGAUGGUUAUCGAAGCAGGUACAAUUGUUUGCAAACGGAGACGACGGGAUUUCCCGGACGCCGCGUCCUCCAAGCUAGUAUAUCCAACGCAACAGUUACUAACCUAUCCGAUCCUGUGGUAUAUGUACUACCUUCGCCUUUGAAUGUUCGAGUGUUCUGCGCUUAUUGGAAGGAACACGAACGAAUAUGGUCAACGGAUGGACUGAUCACUAAUCAAAGUGGGAAUUCCACAGCUUGCUUUUCGUCUCAUUUGACAUCUUUCUCAUUAUUACUCGAUCCAACGCCAAAUGAGGGAAUUUCACAAGACCAUCUUUUCACACUCUCAGUAAUAUCUUAUAUUGGUUGUGGCCUCUCAAUGCUUGGACUUGUUCUGACUAUCUUAACUUAUUCUAUGUUUAGAUGCCUGAAUCGUGACCAUCCAGGUCAAAUUUUGAUCCAUCUGUGUAUUUCGAUGUUACUGAUGAAUGCUGUUUUCGUGAUUGGAUCUCAGAGAGGUCGUGCUCUAGGAGGAAUCGAUGUAUGCGUUACGGUUGCAGUUCUCAUCCACUAUUUCCUGCUCUCCACCUUAACAUGGAUGUGUGUUGAGGCAAUUAACAUGUAUCAGUUACUGAUACAUGUCUUCGCAUCUUCUGAGUCCCAUUUCAUGCUGAAAAGAGCUAUUUUAGCAUGGGGUAUUCCAUUUAUAAUUGUCGGAGUAACUGUAUUGAUGGACUGGGAAGUAUACUACAACCAAAAUGAGUACUGCAUGUUAUCAGCUGCGAACCCAUAUGUGUAUUAUAUAAGCUUUCUUGGGCCAUCGUGCCUCAUCUUGUUUGUGAAUCUGACCGUUUUUCUGAUGGUUACGAGGGUCCUCUUCACCCCCCGAAACGUAUCAUCCAAGAAACCACCCCAGUGCAGCAAGAAAGAAAAAUUUCUGGUUACUACAGCGCAAGUUCGGGGUGCCUUCACUGUCAUGGUUCUCUUGGGUGUAUCUUGGGUUUUCGGUGCAUUUGCAGUCGGCGAAGCAAGACUCGUAUUUCAAUACAUUUUCUGUGUGGCCAAUUCUCUCCAAGGAUUUCUUAUAUUCCUCGUCAGGUGCUUGCAGUAUCCUGAAGCAAGAAGUGCAUGGUACCAGCUUCUAAAAACUGGAACGUUCAAAAAAUACCGUGGAAUGGUGCCUCCAGGAAGUUGGUCUGGAAAUUCAAACUCAGGACACAACAAGCAGAAUGGCCACUCUACUACCACUCGUUUGGGCAGCACUGAUGUCACUGCCACUGGAGCUUUCAACACAAAUGCCUUCUGGGGACAUGAAAAAGGACCUGGAGUCGUUGAUGUCACGGCCACCGUGAAAGGCGAUUGUUGCGACGUUGGAUACGACGAUCCCGUACCCAUACCCUCCGAUAUAGUUUUGGAUUAUUCCACUGUCACCAGAGGAUCAGGCCAGCUUCUUACCUUCAGCAGCAGCGGGAACACCUUAAAAAGUACUGCCAGCAAGGAAGAUAAAGCCAGAAGAGCUUCGAAAAACAAGAGUAUCAGCAGGUCUAACUCUGAAUCAUCUCAAGACCAGUCUAAAACCGGAAGCGACCAUCCACAACCAGAUAUCACUAGCAGCCAUUAUACCUUUGGCCUAAGUCCAUCUGUUGUUGUUGAAACUACAGAUAGUGACAAUGAAGAGAAAAGAUCCUUUCGCGAAGCAAUGAACAAUGAAAUCGAAACCGACGUUUGUUCAUCCAAAGACACUCAGCUGAGCUCUUUGCCAGCUGAGCCAAAGAGCAGAAGCUCAUACGGAUCGUCUAUUGGCUACAUAGAUGAAGAAGCAGAACAUCGAGAUAAAAUUGCGGCUAAUACUCUGGACCGCAAAAUUUUCGCCUCAAAAGCAUCUAGCAUGUUUGGGCACGUAAAAUCCGACUCUCCACCCGAAUUAGAUAAGCAGAAUUCUUGGCCCAGAACCCUUAGUUCAUUCUUGGGUGGAAAAGAGCCUCUAAAGUUUACGAUAUCCGAUGCCAAUAGCGGUGUUCAACAACUGUCCAAACGUGGUCAAAGCAUUGGUGAAUGUCAGGAUCGGCAUUCAUGCCAAAUCAUACCCCUUCAAGUCCGACCAUCUACACCUUCCGUCAUGCCUACAUUCUCCCCGUCCCUGAGAGAUAGCGAAUUCUCUCGUCUCAGUCCUGGUGUUCACUCUCCCUUCAGCGACACAGCCUCACUACCGGACCGUUCCUCCGGGCACCUCCCACACCAUCAUCUCCACCACCAUCACCAUCAUCUCAUACCGGAGAGGUAUGUUCCCGUGCAGGCCCCGCCCACAAACCGAACGUGGCGUACAUCAUCCUUGGAUAGCGAUGAAGUCGUUGAAGAGAGUGAUGUCUCCAUAUCGGGACCGGCUACGCACGUGUUUGUUCCCCAGUCACCUUUGGACAAUCACCACAGCGACGUCACUGGAAGUGAAGUUACUCCUCCGGACCAAGAGACGUUCAGGAUCUGGGAGAGGCAAGGACUAGUGUCGCCUAGCGAAGCCAUGUUCAUAGAAUCUGCCGCCUCCAGAUUAUGAACUCCUGAAACUGUACGUGUGAUAUAUCUCCCAAACACAUUGUGAUUUGCUUUCAGAAGGAAGUUUCCUAAAACCAUUGUGCAUGAUUUUGUAGCUGCUUUAGUUUUCCCUUAGUGUGGUGUGUCGAAGGAGUUAGGUAGUCUUUUCUAUUCUGAUUUUUCAAAUAAAUGAUAUUUAAUUUUUUCCUUUCUUUGAUAUUUCCAUUUUAUACGAAUUAUUUCAUCUAGCUAUUCAUAACAUAUUUUCAACAUUUGACUAUUGUUAUCAUAUGUAUUGGCAUGAUUUUAGGAAACUAACCUUCAAUGAAUGUUCCCGUGAGUUCGGAAAGUCAUUCAUACUGUAAAAACGUAUCCAGUAAUACUGUAAACUGUAUCAGAUUUAUUCUGUAUGCUUCAAAUAAAAAAAAAUAAAAGCAAAGAAUUCAGAAUCCCAUAAAAGCACUGAUGCGUCUGCAGCUAUUUCAGUAAUAAAAUGUAGUAUCAUUGCUAUAAAAUUAGCGUAUCUUUUCCAAGAACUAAGGACAAUUUUACGCAUAAAAGAUACUCAGAGAAGCAUUAACGGUUAAAAUAUUAAUAAAGUAAAUUUCAGAUACAUCUGAAAUUAAGGUUAAAAAAGUCUUCAGAAAGAAUUCGUUCCACCUUGGUAAGGAAAGUUCAAAUGCGAAAUAUACUUUUUAUGUUAAAGGCACUUUUUGCUGUUUAUUAUAUGAUCCUAUUCUUUUUCAACAAUAUUAAUUUUACCUAAUAUUAUUCAAUAAUUUUACUGGUGAUAAUUACAUUAAUUUAUUUUAAUACUUAUUAUACAUAUGUUCAGAGCUGAAUGCAUCGCAAAAGCUGCUUAAAUCAGUUGAACUUGUAUUCAGAAUUUUCAUAUUUAUAUCAAAUUUGUAUCACUGGUUAUGAAUACUUGAAGACUUGAAUAUUUUCUUCCUUGAGCUCACGGAAACUAACCUAUUAAUUAGAGCAAAAUUUCAGUGUAAUGAAAUCUACAGAAACAGUGACCAAAAUAAUCAUAUGUGCAUACUUUCCGUGCAGAUUAUCUGUUAUAUAUCUUAUCAUUCAUAGGCCGAAUUGGAAGAAUGGUGGUUUGUAAUAUGUCUUCGUGCCUAUUUCCCGAUUUUGUGCUAAGAGCGCAGUUUUAUGCACUGAAGCAAAUUCGGAUUCCUUUGGAACUAACACUUGGUGCACACCAGAAUCGCAUUUUUCAAGUGAUACGAGAGAAUGUUUAGAUUUGUACUACUCCCGGAAAAGCCUGACUUUUUUCCUGAACUACUAAGUUAGGUCUAGCAGUAUUCUUUGAAAGAGCUUCAGAAUGUUACCAAUUAUCUUGUUCCGUCGAUUGGUUUCAUAACGCAAGCGAAUGAGUGAGAAAUAAUAUUUCAGUUCGGCCCUUAAUACCAUUGCGUUUUUACCUACUUCGGAGUUAAAUCGUCGUUUUCUUCAACCGUACAAUUGUCUUUGCCAUUGUAUAAAAUUGCACGUGCAUUGUUGCUCUAGCAUUAUAGUCGAGUUAUCAUUUCAACUUGAGAUGCAGUUACUAAUUGUUUCUGCUAUAUGUAUACGAAAGAACUGUAGCAUGGAAGAUUGUGAUUUUGAUUUAGUGAUGUGUCGGAUGUUAACGCCCAUACCAAAAAUAAAACUGAAAGUGCCCUAAUGGAUUGCGUUUCUUCUUUUCAAUAUAUAUUUCUUAUUACUUUUAUAUCAAUGACUAUGUUGUGUGUUGGAUUGUGUGUAUAACUAUAACUACUCAUCUACUAUAAAUAAGCUGCCAAAUGCUAAGCUUCCAAGGAGAGAUCGUGGACUCUUAAAAGUCGACUAAAUAUGCUUCAAUUAACUGAAAUUUUAUUUUAUUGCAAUGUAGGCACCGUCUUUGUAAAAAUGCCAAUAUUUUAAUCCUGUCUUUUAAACCAAAGUUGAAGCUUAGAUACAAACUUAAUAAUUUCUUUUCAAAUAUUAUAAAUUUGUAAACAUUUUUGGUACGGUUAAAAAUGUUUUUGAGGCUUUUGUUUUUAAUAUGUUUCAGAGUUAAGAAUAUGAAAUAGCAGUUUUAAACAAGUUUUAUAUUAAUUCAGAAAGUCAAAAAAAAUAUUCUUUCGUGCAUUAAUAGAAGCGCAAGUAGUUUAAAACGCACAGAAAAGUUGGAAAUCUCUCUUUGUAGUUAAAAACUCCUAACAUAUUAUAAACCAAAGACUGCUAAAAGUUUUUAGAAAACGUUUCGACCAAUAAAUGUACAUUACAUUUAUGCCGUAUUGCACAUAAAAUAUGCAUCAAUAUAAAAUGCUUGAAAUGUAGGCAUUGAAGUAAAAUUUUAAUAUUUAAUGAUUUUAAACCUAUAUCAAGUUUAUUUAAUUUAAACACAGCAAAAAUAAUUUUAGAGUUUACUGUAAUAAAUUAAUGAAUCUUAGCUAUUUUUUUCCUUUCGUUUACUGAUCAUACGAAAGUACCAUGUUAAGCCUUUUUAAGCAUCACUAAAAUUUUCAUCCACUAAAUUUCAUCCAAAAAUAUUUUCACUUUCAUCCACAAAUAUUUUAAGGAAAUUUCUUUAUGACAUUUUAUUUCUGGAUCUUCAUCCGCAGAUCCUUCAAAUGCAUUCAUAACUUCUUAAUUCAAUCUUGUAAAAAUACAAUAUGUAAUUUCAGUUUUCCCUUAUUUGUCAAUUGAUUUUAUUCUAAGAAUGCAUUCAUAACUUUUUAAUUCAAUCUUGUAAAAAUACAAUAUGUAAUUUCAGUUUUCCCUUAUUUGUCAAUUGAUUUUAUUCUAAGAAUGCAUUCAUAACUUUUUAAUUCAAUCUUGUAAAAAUGCAAUAUGUAAUUUCAGUUUUCCCUCAUUUGUCAAUUGAUUUUAUUCUAAGGUAUUCAGUCAGAAUUUAAAUUUGAAAUUUUAAUUUUAGCUGAAAUUUUUCCUCAUCCCCGGCAUGCAGUUUCAUAAAAGAGAAACAUGAAACAUUACGUAAAUAAAACGAAUAAGGCAAGCUGUAUUUUCUCCCUAAUACCAGAUUUUUAUAAUAACAUUAUUGUUAGAAAAAUGAAUAAAAUUAUAUUUUAAACUUAGAAUUUCUUAAUGCAAAAAAGCUGUGGUUUUCUCUAAAAUUAAAUUGAAGUUAUCAAGUAUAGACUUAUUUUCAUGAAAAUCAUACUUUGCUACAAUAAUUCGGCAUAUGUUAUUUAGAAUUCGGAGCACUCCUAGACAAGCAGGCACAUUUGGUAGCUUUCUACAAUUGCGUAUGUAAUAGCUGUUUAACAUGUUUCUUUACAGUGUGUGAUUACUAUAUACACAAAAUGGAAUUAUCUAAUAAAUCUGUACAUUUGCAUCAUAUACGAGAUCUUAUCGUAUUUGUUAGCAUGUGAAGUAAUAAUUCUUCAGAAAAUAUUCAUGUUUUUCAUGUGAGAGCAAAUGAGUCAUUUAUUACCUCAAAAGUGAUAUACAAGAGUACGUAGUUGUGAGAAAUCCUUGUGUUUGUUCGAGGAAGCCCAGCUUUCACUUUUUGUUUUGUUCUGUAUUUUACCUAACUGUUAAACCAUGUUCUUACGAUCUGAACCGAAGAUAUUCUGUCUUAUGUUCGACAGUUAUUUGUUGUUUUUUGUCUAGUGAGUGUCAAUGUAAAAAAAGUUAAAAUAAAAAUUAGAAAUAUGUAUUUGUAAGCUAUGAAAUGAGUUUUGAAAAUAAAGAAUAUAAAGCACUG
This is a messenger RNA of Stegodyphus dumicola, 8532 nucleotides long. RefSeq lists its product as uncharacterized. The record is from RefSeq and is a predicted model, not a curated record. Gene Ontology annotation, biological process: cell surface receptor signaling pathway; homophilic cell-cell adhesion; G protein-coupled receptor signaling pathway. Gene Ontology annotation, cellular component: membrane. NCBI's taxonomy places the organism in Eukaryota, Metazoa, Arthropoda, Arachnida, Araneae, Eresidae. Gene Ontology annotation, molecular function: calcium ion binding; protein binding; G protein-coupled receptor activity.